This is a messenger RNA of Erythranthe guttata (spotted monkey flower), 1328 nucleotides long. RefSeq names its product Holliday junction resolvase MOC1, chloroplastic. Lineage: Eukaryota; Viridiplantae; Streptophyta; Magnoliopsida; Lamiales; Phrymaceae. The record is from RefSeq and is a predicted model, not a curated record. Gene Ontology annotation, molecular function: crossover junction DNA endonuclease activity.
UAAUUUAACGAUAAUUUUCUCACUUCUCCGCACAAUUUUCAUGGCUAGAGUAAUCGUCUUCCCUCCAAAACCCCGAUGUCUGAUCACCCCACCAAUCGCCGCCUUUAAACCAGCUCCACCGCUCCUCCUCCGCCACACCCCCGCCGCAUUUAGACUCUUCGCCGCCACCUCCUCCACGAGCAGCCGUGACCCCGAAACUGUAACAGUCCCAAAACCCUCUACUUCUAAACCCAGCCCCAAUGGCAGUAAAAGGAGCAGCGCGAGGGAUAAAAAGGUAAAUAUAGAUGCAAAUCAGCUCCGAUUGAACUGGUUGGAUUCCCUCUCUUGCCCUUGGCCGGACAGUGAUAAAAAUAGGGCUUCUGAAGAUUCCGAUUCGUGCAAUGCGGACUCGGGUUGGGUCGUCGGAAUCGACCCGGAUCUUUCCGGAGCCUUGGCUGUAAUUAAACCCGACAAUUCUCCACAGGUGUACGAUUCUCCUCACUUGAGUGUACUGGUUGGCAAAAGAGUGAGGAAGCGUCUUGACGUGAAGUCUAUUAUCCAGUUGCUUCAAAGUGUUGAUGCUCCAAUUGGAACCACUGUGUAUAUAGAGCAAUCGAUUCCAUAUCCGCAAGAUGGUAAGCAGGGAUGGUGGAGUGGAGGAUUCGGAUAUGGACUAUGGAUAGGGAUCUUGGUCGCCUCAGGGUAUUCUGUUGUUCCAGUUCCAUCAUCGUUAUGGAAGAAUUCGUUCAAACUGACUGGAGAUCGCUCAAGUAAGGAUAAUAGCAGAGAGCUUGCCAGCACUCUAUUUCCCAGCAUGUGUUCCCAGCUGAAAAGGAAGAAAGAUCACGGUCGUGCCGAGGCACUUUUAAUCGCUGCAUACGGUAAAGGGCUGAAGGUGAACAUUGAUUCUUCGUGCAUGUUAGAAGAUCAAGAUCCAACGCCAUAGAAGCAGGUACAAGUUGCUGUUGGUGGUUUGAGACUUGAGUAUAUGAACACUGGCCACUACAAGAAACUUUGGUGGUCCUAUUGGAUUUUGCAUAUACCAAACAAUUCAUUUGUCAAUUUAUGAAGAACACUGACCUAAAAAGGUCAACACAUACUAGGGUAAGUUACGGGCCACCCCGUGAGUUAAGGUCAAAUUAUGAAAAAACCCCUCGUAUUUGGAUAAUUACAGCUACUCUUCAACUAUCUAUUGUCUCAUAGAAAAAUUCCUCAAAUAGGUAAAUUUAGGGAUGUUCAUUUGGUGAAACCAAAAUUUCUUACUGUUUGCCGAACCGAAAUAUGUGGUUCGAUUUGGUAAUAACCGAAUUAUCGAAAUUUUAUUAAAAAUAUUUCAAAGUUUGAUUUUU